AUGACCAUGACUGAGGCAAAUGAGGAUGAGCUGGAUGCAUCACAAUCGCAAGCACUCUUGGAGUACGAGCAGCACAGAUAUGAAGCACUCGAAAGACCUGCCGAGGGUCCAACACUUCUCUGGCGAACCAUUGCAAACGGAAUAUCAGCUAGCACUGGCGCAGCCACCGUGACAAUAAGAGCAGGAGUUGUGGCAGGGAAAUGGGGUUUAAUUGCUGGCAAGAAAGCCACUCAUGGGCUUAUUGGCCUGAAUCAGACCAUAUGCGAGGCCGUCCUUCGAGCCGCAGGAAGAGAAGUGAACUCUCGUGCCGACUUGGUGAUGAGGCAAGAAGAGGCUGAAUCUCUCGUAGAAAAGUGGCUCACAAGAAUGCACACCAGAAUGUCUGCUGCCUCCAUUAUAGCAGCCUCGACGUUUUACCUGGCUGAGACUGCCAUGUACUGGACCUCAGAUACUGCCCUGAUUGGUUUACACUUUCUCAAUGCUCUUUUCGGAUCUACUGAAACCUCCAGGGCUGUAGCUGCAAUUGUUACUUUACUAAAAAGAGAACUGUACAAACCACAGCCAGAUGGCAGUUACUAUGAUAUCUCCACAUUCAAUUUGUUGACAACAGUCGCAAGCUUUUUGUUCUUGCAGCGUAAUGCUAGAAGGCAAACAGAGCUGGAAUGGAGGGCUACUGGUGGUGAAGCGACUGUCUGGGAUAUCGUCAUCAACGACCAGGGUUUUCGCGCCGAUGUGAUCGGAACACGACGAUCGGAUGCUAUUGUUGCUACCUCGACCUCUAUUGUUCAGUCGCCAACUCAAGAGGAGUCCGGAGAUGAUUUCACUGUCAUUGCUGGACAAAUUGGAGAAGAGACUUUCAUUAACCCCGGAGCUCUUGACACUCAUGAUGAGAUGCCACUUACCGAUGAGCAAAUCAGGCAGCGCAUCAUGGAACAGCUUCCGCAAGGCACAAGAGCCACUAUUACCACAGAUACAAUGCUGGUAAAGACAGUGCAGGUCGAGAUACAUGGCUCAGAAACUGCUAACGUGGAAGCCCCACCUGGUAUGGUGAUGGUCUCUGAACGUCCUAACUUCGAACAGAGUCCACAGGGUCAAAUAAUCACCUUUCGCACUGUCUCGAAGGCACAAUCCAAAGCAGACGUCAACAAAUAUGAUGGUUCAAAAUCGCUUGUAAAUAUAGCCUCCGAUGCCACGAAUGAGGACGAUAGCACACCAACAGCAAGCAAUACCAACUCUUCCGAUUCACCUGAUGUUGCCGAAGGACAAGGCUCAAGUAGUGGUGAAACGACUUCUGUGGAAAUGCGCAGCAGACAGAUACCCAACAGAGCUACUGCUGCGUCAACUCUUUCUACUCCUGUAGCUGUUCGGAAGAAAACAAGGGGAGCCACGCCUGAAAUUAACCACUCACAAACACCACGACCUAGCAAACUUCCACAAUCGUCCAGUCGCAGAGGAAAAUCCGUUGAUGGCAGUAGGGCUGACAGAAACGACAGGUCAGGAGUCUGGAAGAAAGCACUUAAAUCCUUGAGUCCACCACAAUCAUCGGCUACCUUGAACAGAAUGAUAUCAGGGCCUUCGAGAGCGAGGAGCAACUCAGGAAGUGGUACCGCAUUUUCACUUUCACAAACAUUGAGGCCAUUGACCAGCAAUAAGGAAGUACCACGCAAGCCGGUGUUUGAUCUACCCUCCUCGCAGGCAACAACGCCCAUGACCGAAUUCUCACUCCGCCAUGCGAAUGGAGAUUCUGGGCGACACCACAGGCGCACUAACUCCUUUGCACACGGUUUGGUGUCAGUAGGAGCGAAAGACAAAAAGGACGAGACGUUGGUGCUUGCUCCCAGAGUUCCCAUACCGCGGAGGUCGAUAUUUGAAAACGAUAAAAUGCUGAUGGCACUGGCAAAGGAUGGCAAGGUGCCUGGUCAGUUCCCAAGCUCUCAUCUCAUCCUGACGUUGAGACGCUUUGUACGCUUUGCCUCUGCUGCGUACGGAGAGCAAUUUCUAUCAUUUAUGGGCAUGUACACAAGGUCGCACACCCCUUCGCACAAGAAGGAUUUGAUUGUCCAUCCGGAACAUUCGGCAUUCUCAGAAUAUACAGGUCUACCACCUGAGACUAUUAUCAAGUCUUCCUUUAUUGAUGUGCAAGGCCUGGAGUAUACAUGGUCCGAUGGUUGGUCACCUCUGAUACAUUUUGUUGCCAUCGAUCUCGAGGCCAAGGCUAUUGUGCUAACGUGUCGUGGUACGUUGGGCUUUGAGGACUUGCUGACUGAUAUGGCUUGCGAUUACACUGAUAUCUACUGGCAGGGACAGCCCUACAAAGUCCAUCGUGGCAUCAGAGAAUCAGCACGUCGGCUCAUGGACAGCAGCAACGGCAACCAUAUCAUGGCUACCCUGAAACAAUAUUUAGAAGAAUAUCCAGAAUUUGGACUUGUCUUUGUUGGUCACAGUUUGGGUGGAGCAGUAGCAGCAGUUCUGGCUAUCAUGCUGUCCGAACCUACAAAACAUGUCCUUGGCGAGUUGGACAGCCCUGCGUUCGUGACAGCGACUAAACCAAGACUGCUACCUUCGAGGCCACAUACCUCCUCGUCACGAGAUAUCCCACCAAUUCAAUUGCCAGCUGGUCGACCAAUCCACGUCUAUGCCUUUGGUUCUCCAGCGGCUGUCUCAUCUAGUCUUCGGAUUGCGACUCGUGGAUUGAUCACUUCGGUGGUCAAUGCGAAUGACAUCGUCCCUUGUUUGUCGCUAGGUACAUUACACGACUUUCGUGCCAUUGCCGCCCUCCUGGGUAAAGACCUGACCGGCGCAUAUCAACUGAUAAGAGAACGAAUCUCAGAACGAGUGAGGAAGACAGCACAAUCCUGGUGUUCGGCAGAUUACGCACAGCCACCACUUGGGCCACCACCACCAUACAAUGUUGCUGGCGACAGAAUAGGAGAAGAUACAUGGAUGUGGAAACAGCUUUGCGGCAUGAGAAAAGUGAUGACGACCGAGAAGCUCUACGCUCCUGGAGAAAUAUUCAUCCUCGAAAGCACUCGAGUGUUUGAUCGUGAUCCUGAUGAGACCACGAUCACAGGUGCUGAGCAGUCGAGGCAAUAUACGCCAGUCGGACGUCCUGCAACACGAAUUCAGUUCAAAUGGGUUCGAGACGUUGAGGGAAGAUUCAAUGAGGUGAGGUUUGGAAGGACUAUGUUUCAUGAACAUGCUCCAUCCGCUUACGAAAAUAAUCUCAGCGCCCUGGAAAGUGGUGUUAUCGACGAUGCGUAG
Molecule: messenger RNA, 3261 nt
Organism: Lithohypha guttulata
Lineage: Eukaryota; Fungi; Ascomycota; Eurotiomycetes; Chaetothyriales; Trichomeriaceae
Exons: 2
Coding region: 1-3261 (1086 amino acids)
Biological process (GO): arachidonate metabolic process; diacylglycerol catabolic process
Molecular function (GO): lipase activity
Source: RefSeq, a predicted model, not a curated record